AUGGAUGGGGUGCUAAGUCUUUGCAAUUUGCGGCCCGAAACUGGUGAGGAAGGAACUGCAGAGCUUAUAGCGAUAACAGUCUUUGGUAGAGGAAACUAUGUUUAUGUGACAGAUAGAAAUGCCGUCUAUUUAGUGACAUCAAAUGUAGUAGAAAAUGUAACCCUUUGCAACUUUCUCUGUAGGCUUCAAGGCUCCUAUUGUUCUAUGGCAUUAUAUAGUAAUGGCGCCGCAACCCCGUGUGUGCUUGUCGGCACAACCAGGGGGCUCUAUGCAUACCCCCUACUCUCCAAGCAAGUAUACAGCUCUCUCACAGCAGAGGCGGGACACGUAAUUGCCCACGUAGAGACAGUGUCUAGCCUUAUUAUCUACUCCCGAGAAAUAAAAGACCAGGGUAAUACAAACUCAACUCUUCCCUUCCUUUGUCCGGGGAAGAACAAUCUUAAAGCAUCUCUCAAGCUCAAGCUAGCAGAAAAGAAUAAUUUUACUCCGCAUGCACAAGAGAAUCAGUACAUGAGCUCGAGCCAGGAGCGCAAGUCUCAGCGAGGCGCCCCGGAGCCAUCCACCAAACACUAUGAAUUGGUCAUUUCCAGGUGGGAUACAGGUAACAGAUUACGGUACCUUGCCAUAAUAGACGACUGUAUAGUAUCUAAUGGACAGUUCACGGCCCAUGAGCAGGAUGGGGUCUUAAUCAUAACGGCCUUUGCCCUUAACACAGGAUCUCCUGUUAUCUAUUCGUACAGUGAGGCAGACAAGCUUAUCAAGAACUAUCCUCCCUCAUACGACACAGAGCGGCUGAUGGCAUGCUCAUUUAACUCUAUUGGAGCUACAAGCCAGAUUGUUUCCGCAAUGGACCUAAUAUAUGUCAGCUGCAAUCACUCCUUAUACGUAUGCAAUGUGUGCACAGAGAAACUCGUUCAAAUUCCCUGCGAGAAUAUACUACAGAUGACCCUGACACCAUCCAAUAACGUCUUAAUUAUGGUGAAUCGUGGCCUGUAUCUGGCCUGCUAUAAUUACAGCACAGAAUCCAUUACGAUACACAAGCUGUAUGACUUCGCAGCUUCUAUUAAGCCAAAUAGGAUUGCGAUUAACGGGCCAUUUAUUAUGUGCUGUGGAUGUCUCGUAAAGGGCAGCUCCGACGGACGUAGGGUGAACACGUGCAUUCCAGUUACCAUGUCUCUUGCUGGAUCAGACUAG
Molecule: messenger RNA, 1194 nt
Organism: Giardia duodenalis
Lineage: Eukaryota; Fornicata; Diplomonadida; Hexamitidae
Exons: 1
Coding region: 1-1194 (397 amino acids)
Source: RefSeq, a predicted model, not a curated record